AUGGCCGACUCGUUGACUUCCCGCACGUACUUUGACAACAUCUACAUCCCCGCUGGACUCCUCGUCCUCGGGGUGUACAUCGUCAAGAGUGAAUGGCUCGUGUACGCUGUUCCCCUGACGCUUGCUCUGGCCGCUUACAAGUUCAACUCCAUGCAAAUCAAGAAGGUUCUGAAGCCCGAUGCCUUCCAGGACUUUGAGCUCAAGGAGAAGACCAUUCUCUCUCACAACACCGCCAUCUACCGCUUCGGUCUCCCCUCCGAGAAGCAUGUCCUCGGUCUCCCCAUCGGCCAGCACAUCUCUAUUGGCGCCGAAUGCCCCCAGCCCGAUGGCACCACCAAGGAGAUCGUGCGCUCCUACACCCCCAUCUCUGGCGACCACCAGCCCGGCUACUUUGACCUCUUGAUCAAGUCCUACCCCACCGGUAACAUCUCCAAGCACAUGGCCUCGCUCAAGGUCGGCCAGACGCUCAAGGUCAAGGGUCCCAAGGGCGCUUUUGUCUACACUCCCAACAUGGUCCGCCAUUUUGGUAUGAUUGCUGGUGGCACCGGUAUCACUCCCAUGCUCCAGAUCAUCCGCGCUGUCAUCCGCGGCCGCGCCGCCGGCGACAAGACUGAGAUCGACCUCAUUUUCGCCAACGUUACGCCCCAGGACAUUCUGCUCAAGGAGGACCUUGACGCCUUAGCUAAGGAGGACAGCGGCUUCCGCGUGCACUACGUUCUGGACAGGCCCCCUGAGGGCUGGACCGGCGGCGUCGGCUAUGUCACCGGCGACAUGAUCACCAAACUCCUCCCUAAGGCCGCCGAUGAUGUUAAGCUUCUGCUUUGCGGUCCCCCACCUAUGGUCAGCGGCCUCAAGAAGACUGCCGAGAGCCUGGGCUUCAAGAAGGCUCGCCCUGUCAGCAAGCUCGAGGACCAGGUCUUCGCCUUCUAA
Colletotrichum truncatum is the source of this 930-nucleotide messenger RNA. Its product is annotated as nitrate reductase. The record is from RefSeq and is a predicted model, not a curated record. Gene Ontology annotation, cellular component: endoplasmic reticulum. NCBI's taxonomy places the organism in Eukaryota, Fungi, Ascomycota, Sordariomycetes, Glomerellales, Glomerellaceae. Gene Ontology annotation, molecular function: oxidoreductase activity.